Messenger RNA from Aspergillus campestris IBT 28561, 426 nucleotides. RefSeq names its product hydroxyisourate hydrolase. Lineage: Eukaryota; Fungi; Ascomycota; Eurotiomycetes; Eurotiales; Aspergillaceae. Gene Ontology annotation, biological process: purine nucleobase metabolic process. The record is from RefSeq and is a predicted model, not a curated record. The transcript has 2 exons. The coding region runs from base 1 to 426 and encodes 141 amino acids. Gene Ontology annotation, molecular function: hydroxyisourate hydrolase activity.
AUGUCGCGCGAUCCCAUUACCUGUCACGUCCUCAACACCCUCACCGGCACCCCCGCCGCCAACCUCCCCGUCACCUUGACACGCGUCGUCCCAUCCUCCUCCACCACCACCAGCAACACCCCCACCCCGACUACCACCUACCACGCCACCACCAACGCCGACGGCCGCGUCGCCAACUGGACCCCAUCAUCCGGGUCAGAAGAAACACCAGCCUCCGUCGCCGCCGUGCUGGCCGCGCUCCCCGCCGACGCAGACCCCGUCACCCACUGGGCGGUGCGCUUCGACGUCGGCCCCUGGUACGCGGCCCAGGGCGUCGAGAGCUUCUGGCCCGAUGUGGAGGGGGUCGAGGGGAAGGAUGGGUGGCGCCAUUAUCAUGUGCCGGUUUUGUUGGGGCCGUGGAAUUAUUCGACUUAUCGGGGGUCGUAG